Eptesicus fuscus (big brown bat) is the source of this 2022-nucleotide messenger RNA. It is a transcript of the gene DNAJC9, whose product is annotated as DnaJ heat shock protein family (Hsp40) member C9. Gene Ontology annotation, molecular function: heat shock protein binding. The record is from RefSeq and is a predicted model, not a curated record. The transcript is spliced from 5 exons. Gene Ontology annotation, cellular component: cytoplasm; nucleus. The coding region runs from base 148 to 927 and encodes 259 amino acids. NCBI's taxonomy places the organism in Eukaryota, Metazoa, Chordata, Mammalia, Chiroptera, Vespertilionidae.
GUCGUGACCACGCCCUUUCCCGCGGCUCUUGUGACGCAGGCGCCCUGGGCUUUUUGCGCGGGAAAAGGCGGCAAUUCGGAACCAGCCGGUGCUGCUGGGACCCACUGUUUUCGCGGAGUCCGCCGCCGGCCCGCGCCUCUGCCGGCCAUGGGGCUGCUGGAGCAGUGCGAGCAGGUGUUCGGCACCGCCGACCUUUACCGAGUGCUGGGUGUGCGGCGCGAGGCCUCGGACGGCGAGGUCCGACGCGGCUACCACAAGGUGUCCCUGCAGGUGCACCCGGACCGGGUGGGCGAGGACGACAAGGAGGGUGCCACCCGCCGCUUCCAGAUCCUCGGCAAAGUCUACUCCGUUCUGAGCGACCAGGAGCAGAGAGCAGUGUACGAUGAGCAGGGGACAGUGGACGAGGACUCUGCUGUGCUCAGCCAAGAGCGGGACUGGGAGACCUAUUGGAGGUUACUCUUUAAAAAGAUAUCUCUAAAAGACAUUCAAGCUUUUGAAAAGACAUACAAAGGUUCUGAAGAAGAGCUGGCUGAUAUUAAACAGGCCUACCUGGACUUCAAAGGGGACAUGGGUCAGAUCAUGGAGUCUGUGCUGUGCGUGCAGUACACAGAGGAACCCAGGAUAAGGAACAUCAUUCAGCAAGCCAUUGAUGCUGGAGAAGUCCCGUCCUAUAAGGCCUUUGUCAGAGAAUCGAAGCAAAAGAUGAAUGCUAGGAAAAGGAGGGCCCAGGAAGAGGCUAAAGAAGCAGAAAUGAGCAGGAAGGAGUUAGGACUUGAUGAAGAUGAUGAUUUGAAAGCACUCAUUCAGAACAGACAAAAGGAUCGGCAAAAGGAAAUGGACAAUUUUCUGGCUCAGAUGGAAGCAAAGUACUGCAAAACUUCCAAAGGAGGAGGGAAAAAAACAGCUCUCAAGAAAGAAAAGAAAUAAUGGAAUUUUCAAAGGUCAUUAGAGAUUAAUUAAUUAGUGCCAUUGUAGGAAAAGUAAAGUCAAGAUUUGAAGACAAAAGUCAAUUCAACCCUUGAGAAAAAUUCUUUUCCACCUAAACUGUUCAGAUUGAGUAUGUAAACCAGAGUCUCUCAACCUGAUCUUAUAUCCUAGAAAUCCCCUGACAUUCUCUGAAGUCCAGUCCUUGAAGAAAUUUGGUGAUGGUCAUUGAGGAAACGGGGGGAGGUUGGUAUACUUCUGACAGCACUUGCUUCUGUGGAUCUUUUGUACCAGGAACUUUACCUAGAAUGUGGAUCUGUUCAUACUUCCUUUACCAGCUGUCGUUUUGCCACAAGAGUGAGCUGCAGAGUAUUCAGAGUGACGUGUGUGUUUAUUAGAACAAGUACGCUACCUGGCUAGAAUGUCUUCAGAACACUUUUGGACUUGGUCUUCCAAAACUUUGACAGUUUGCUUUCAGUCUUAAAACUCUUGAAUAGAUCCUCCCUUUUUGUUUUUUUGGUUUUUUUUACUCAAACAGGUUUUGUACUCUUUGCUUCAAGUAUAGGAGAAACAGAUGUUCACAUUACUUCAAGCAUCUUUAUAAGAUUAAUACAUGAUUAAACAAGUAAAAAAUGACUUAAAUUUUUAAUGAUCACUGGGAUAUUACUGCUGAACGUCCUUGGGUGGGUCACUAAGCUUGUCUGAACUUGUUUUCUCAUCUAUGAAAGGGCGAGGGAGUUGGGGUAAACGACUUCUUAGAGGCUUCCCUGACUUAACGCUAACUCUGAAGGGCAAGCUAUCAGUGGUUUGUUUUCAUGCACUCAUGGUAUUGAUUUGUGAGAAUAGUACAGAGGUUUUCACGUAUUUAGUCAAAUUGUAUGUAUUCAUUAGAAGAUGUGGAAGUUUUUAAGGGACUGUUCAACUCAAAAUCUCUGAUUUUAGACUAAUAUAUUCAAUGCCAUAUGCCUGAAACAAGCCUGGUACCUUUAUGUAUCAUGAUUUAUCAGCGAUAUAAGCACAUGACAUGUUUUCAGUUUGUGAUUAUAAACAAGGUUAAAAAAUACUCUUUAAUUGUAUUAAAAUAUAAUUUAAUGCAGA